AUGGCAACUAGUACGACACAUGUAUCAUUCGAGAACACUAUAAUUUGUCAGGACUGUGUAGUAGGAGACAAUGUUACAAUAGGCAAGGGAACUGUUUUGCAUCCACGUGCAACAAUCAUAUCAAAGAAUGGAGCACCAAUCAUCAUAGGCGACAACAAUAUAAUCGAAGAGUUGGUCACCAUCACCAAUACAUCAGAUCAACCAAUGACCAUUGGUUCACGUAAUUUAUUUGAAGUUGGAUCUGUUAUUGAAGCAAAGAGUAUUGGUAAUGAUAAUGUAGUAGAGACAAAGGCAAAGGUUAGCGCUGGCACUGUUAUAGAUAAUGGAUGUGUAGUUGGUGCAUGUUGUAUUACACCAGAGAAUGAACAUUUGAAAGACUGCGAAGGAUUGUACGGACCGACUCUAGCUCGUACCAAGUCCACCAUACCAAGAGAUAUGCACAACUCGACCCAUGACCGCCACCUUGAGCUACUUCACAAGACAUUGCCCAACUUCCACCAAAUGAAGAGGUGA
Molecule: messenger RNA, 513 nt
Organism: Acytostelium subglobosum LB1
Lineage: Eukaryota; Evosea; Eumycetozoa; Acytosteliales; Acytosteliaceae
Exons: 3
Coding region: 1-513 (170 amino acids)
Biological process (GO): mitotic spindle organization
Cellular component (GO): dynactin complex
Molecular function (GO): dynein complex binding
Source: RefSeq, a predicted model, not a curated record